Cinara cedri is the source of this 5875-nucleotide messenger RNA. The record is from the annotation of a GenBank genome assembly. NCBI's taxonomy places the organism in Eukaryota, Metazoa, Arthropoda, Insecta, Hemiptera, Aphididae.
AUGGAUUCAAAAGUUAUUGAACUAUUGGAAGCUAUAAAAAGCGUAUUGAACUUAAUAGUAUUACGUCAACAGUACGAUGGUGAAAUUAUUCAAAAAUCGGGCAAUUCUAUUAAUAUCAUUAUACAAUUAUUGGCCGUAAGUAUUAUCAUCGAUUUCAAUAAAUUAUAAAUAAUAUAAAUUGUUUAGUUUUUAAAUUUAGUUAAACACCCACUUAGAUUUUCAACUUUUUUUUUUUGAACACUUGUCUUUUGGACACUGAAUACGAUAGUACAAUCAGAAUUUUGUUGUCGGACUUACUUCUUAAGUUGUGAUGUAAUAUAAUAGUAGAAAACAUAAGUAACAAAAACAAUGAUGUAAAAAGAGAGGGUCGCAUAGCAGCACUAAAAUUAUGGAGAGAAAUUGUAAUAAGCCGUGCAUCCAAUUGUUUAUUUUGAAUAUUAAGUACUAAACUGCUCAGCUAAGAAAACCUUUUGUAUGUUUCCUCCAUAGGUAUCAUUUUGAAAAAACAAUUUUUUUUUAUGUUUAGUCAUUUUUAGUGGUCCUAUACAGAGUUAAGCAUUAUUUAAAUAAAAUUUUAUUUAGAUAAUUAUUUAAAUAAAAUUCUAUUCAAAUAAAUUAUUAUUUGAAUGAAUUUUUAUAAUUAUAAAAUUAAAAUGUAUUCAAAUAAUUUCAAAACUGAUUAUUUGAAUAAAAAUGUAUUCGAAUAACUUUCAAACAUAAUAUUAAGAUUUAUACAAAAAUACUAUUAGAGCCAAAGAAAAUAUAUUUUAUAUUAUUAAUAAUCUGUACUUUGAUAUAGUUUGUGUUUAUUUUAAAUCAAAUUGAAAAAUUGAGACUAAAAAUAGAAACUAGAAAACUGAGUGAUAUUUGCACCUUCUGUAAUAGUCUAAAUCUAUAUAGGUCUUAUCUUAAUUGUCUUAAUGCUGGUUAAUUAGUAACGAAAAUAAAAUUGAUUAGUAAAUUUAUAAUAGUGUAACUCAAAAAUACAAAGCCAACUAUGUAUUUUAAAAUUUACUUAUUUUAAAUUACCAACACCAAUGUUUGACCAAAUAAAAUAAACAAAAAUUAUUAAUGUCAAAUAAAAUUAUGUUUGAAAAUUAUUUUAAUACAUUUUUAUUUGAAUAAUCAGUUUUCACAAUUAAUCUAAUGAAUUUUCUUUUGCAGUUUUAAAAUUAUUCAAAUAAAAAAUAAUUUGAAUAAUUAUCUAGAUAAAAUUUUGCCUAAUUGGUCCUCUUUUCAUAAUUAUUUAUAAUAUUUCUUAUAAGUUAUAUAAGUUAUUGUGAGGACUUUUAAUUUUAACUACUGUUUUUAUAAUAGGUAUUCUGAUUUUGAUAUAGGGUCAAAUACAAUUUGGGAAAAGAUUUGCUUGAAAGAAAAUUGUUCAGGAAAAUAUUUAUUUAGAAUGAUUUUUUAUAUAGGAACAAUAUUUUCAAUAAAAACUAAAAUUCUAGAAUGAUAUUAUUUAAGAAUGAUAUAUUAUCAGAAUUAUUAUAAUUGUCCAGAACUGUAUGAAUCUAAGUAAGUAUUUUGCUGGAAAAUAUAUCAACUAUUUAUUUGAAAUGUCUCAUUAAUAAUAGUUAUUCUCAUAAUUUUAUUAUAAUACAGCUCUGUUUAUAUAUUUUCCAUCAAAAUACUCUGGUAUUGAUGAAUAAAGUUCCUACAGUUCUACAAAUCCUUGGAAAUACCUUCCCAACAAAAUAUGAUUCCCAUAUUAUAUUAUCCCUGAAAAAUAUUGUUUCAUGAAAUAUUCACUACAUGCAAAUAAUACUUCCAAACAUUAUACUCCUGGUGAAUAUUUCUCCAAUUUAUAUAGCUCCCUCUCCCUUUGAUAUUUGUUCUAAGUAGAUAUGUUAUUAAUUGUUCACAACUGUUUACUGUUUGCAUGUUGUAAUUCUAUGUAUGCAUUUCUUACCUAGCAUACUAAAAUGUACUUAUUGCUAAUGAUUAAAGAGAAACAACAUAUAUUAUUUACAUUCAAUUAAUUGUCAAUUAAACAAUUUUACAACUUAUUAAAAUAAUCAAUUAAUUAUAAUUUACUAAAUGUCUUGUCUCAAAGUUAAAAUGUAAUUAUAAUUUUUUUUUACAUUUUAUUUUUUAAUAAAAACUGCCUAUUUUUUAUAAUUGUUUAAUAUUUAUAAAAUUAUUAAGAUAAUAAGUAAAUCUUUAUGUUUUCCUAAAAAUUGUUUGUAUUUUCUGGGAGAAUUUGAUUUUUAUUUGAAAGAAAAAUUGUAUAUUUUGGUGAUUAACCAAAUGUAAUCUGGUUAUUGUAAUUUAUUUAGAAAAAAAACUUUUUAACAAUUUUGGUUAUAGAUUACUGAAAUAUCAUAACCAAACAUUGUUAUUAUUUUUGGUCAUUGAUAAAGUAAUGAUUAUUAAUAUCUAGUCAGUACUUUUUAUCAUUUAUAUUUUUGUACAAUCUAAAUUUUUAAUACAAGAAAUUGGUUUUUUAGUUUACUUCAUUUCUACCUUCUAAAUUAAUGACAUUAUACAGUUAUACACUAUAAAAAUAAAGAAUACAUUGGUAAAGAUACAGUAUGAAGAAUAAAUAAAUGAUUAAGUUUAAGAAGUUUAAUGCUUUAAAAUUUAAAUAUAUACUAUUAAUUAAUAUCCACCUAUUAUUUUUAAUAAAUAUAAUCAUAAAUCACAGAUAUAUAAAAAAUACUCAUUUUUUUUAAAUAAAAAUUACCUUUAUUGACGCCUACUGCUUUAGUAAAAUCUUUAAAAUUAUGUAUUUCUUCUGAUGUUUAAGAAGAGUAUUACUUGAUGAUAAAAACUAUGGCUCAUAUACAAUAAAAUAAUUUGUUAUAUGCAAAUAUCAUUUGAGUUGACAAUUUAUUUUAAAAUCACUGGUACUUAUUUUGAUUGGUACAGUUAUUUAGCCAAAUUGUAAACUUUUGAGUUUUAUGCCAUAUACACACAAAUGGAAAAAAAAAAUGUAUUUCCCUGGACAGACAUAAUCUUUCAUUGUAUAAAACCAUUCAUUCAAUAAGUAUAUAUUUUUUUUAAACUGUAUCAACAGGAUAACUUUUUAUAGAUUUACUAUAUCACAAAUAAAUUUUCUAUCAAAUUAUUUUUUUUCCUUUGUCUUGCAACAUCACCUUUUUAUGUUCAUUGUAAGUUUGGGAAAUUUCAUAAUUUUCAAUUAAAUUAUUGUUAUGCAUUUUUAAACCUUCACAUAUCUCACAAUCUUUAUAAUAGAGUGUAGUAAAUACAAUAUGGUUUUAAGAAACCUGAUUUUUAUAAAAAUUUUAUGAAAUAGUAUAUUGAAAUUCAGGAUAUUUUUUUAAAGGAAGUGGUGCAUUAGUGUAACUGUGAUGACACUCAGUAAAUAUAUUGAAUAUUUGUGUGUUCACAAUGAUAGUGUGAUACAGUCAGACUAAAUGAUUCAUAUUGAUGUAAAUAUUUUUUAGUCUGUUAUUUGUCACAACAAUCAUUAUGAGCCUCUUUUUGACCAUUGGUAGAAUGUCUUAAUACCUAUAUCUACAACUUAAUCAUUUAUUUAUUUAAGUUUAUGUGUUUUAAAGAAGGAUGUACAUAGAUGUCUCACCUUGGGAGUCCAAGUUUGAAGGUGAAUGUUGAGAUUGGAAUGAGUUAUUGGAUUGAUUGCUGUAGUAGUCGUAAUCUAACUUAAUGUAUAAAACUAGUAUAUGUCACAUAAGAGAGUAUCUUGUUUUAUUAUUAUUUAUUUUUGAAUUAUGUCAUUCUUUCUUAGCAGCACAGUAUAAUUAUAUAAUCUUCAAUUAAUUUCUAAAAUAAUGAUUUUAUAAAAAUUCUAAUUGCACCAUCAUUCACAACAUUGAAAACCCCUUGUUUAAUUUAAAGAGUUUAAUAAUUGUUUUUUGUCAUAACUUUUUUAAUAAUAGAUUUUUCAAAAGAAAAUUUUGAAAAUGGUAGAGGUGUUAAACUAGAUUUGUAUCACUGUUUAUAUAAAAUCAAUAACAUAUUGUAUAACAAUACAAUAUUAUGUAGCAACUAGCAAUGGUGUACACAGAAUUUCCUAAAAUUAGGAAGGGGUUAAUAAAAUAAUUGUUAACCAUAAUUAUGUGUUUAAAUAGUGCAGUGAAAAAUGUUUCAAAUGAUUCAAAAUUGAUUGUAUGUAUGUACUUAAAACCUAAUUUUUAUUAAAACUAUCCCGGAUUACUCAAAAUAAUUUACUAAAAUGUUUUAUUUUUCUAGAUGUUUAAAAAUGAUUUGGAACUGUUUUAAGUGCACUAGGUAUAUCAUUGUAGUAAUAGGCACCUUUGUAAAUGUUUAUCGGAGCUAUUUAUUAGUAUUUAAUAAAAUAUAGAUAGUAAUUAUUUUUAAAGCUCAAUUUCUAAUUUUCUAGGUUUACAUUCCAGUAUAAAACUGAGUAGAUAGUUAUUAAAAUAUUAUUGACCUAUUGUUAAUCUCCAUCAAGUAUCUCACAACUCAGAUACCAACCAGUAGAUUGCGAUAAUAUAUUUUAUAUAGUAUCAAAAACUAUAUUAUUGGUAUAUAAUACUUACUUUUAUAAUAAUAUAUGAGUGUAUAAAGCUGAUAUUAUAUUGAUUUGUCAAAUAGAUACCUACUAUAGUACUACUAUUUUGAAUUGAGGAUAAAAAAAAAAGCCACUAGAAAAGAUUAUAGUUAUUGGAACAUUAAGAAAAAAAUGCUGGAAAAACUCCUAUUUUAAAUUAAUGUGUAAAUUGGAAUUUUUAUAAUAGGUGAUAUUUUUACUUUACACUGAACACAAAGAAAAUACAAAUUUUUCAAAUUUGCAACUUCAGAUUUAUUUUUAUUUUUUAAUAUGCAUUAAUAUACAAUGAGGAAUUUUCUUUCUAAUAUUUUUUUGCCAGGAAUUUUUUUUUAGUAUGUGUUGUGGUCAGGCCCUUUUUAUCCCCAUAUCCAUAAUAACAUUUGGAGGAAUUUGAACACUGAUGUAUUAAUAAUGUUUAAUCGGUCCACUAUAAAACUUUAUGAUGGUUUUGAGAUCAAAGAAUUUAUACUUCAGUCUUUUAUUGUUUUUUAUGAUUUUUAUUUUUAGGGUAUUUUACGUUUAAAAACACCAGACUUGACAGCAAUUUUAAAAAAGGGCGAUGGUGUUAUGCACUGUCUGCGACCAUUUGAAGAUUCAAAUUAUGAAUCCUUGGAUUUAAAUUCAAAUAAAUAUCCUAUAAACCAUCUUAGAUCAAUGCUACUGGAUUUAGUGAAAACAAUUGAUAGUAUGAACAAAGUUACACAAAGUGGACAAGGGUCUGGUUCACUAAGUUUGUUAAAUAUUCCUUCAACAUCUUCUCAGGCUGAUACAUCUCACAUUUUAACAAAUGCAAUUAAAAAUAAUAUUAUUCCAAAUGUACAGUUAAAUGUUGAUGUACCCAAAACAACUAUAUCUGAAAAAAAAAUUACACCUGUUAUAACUAAAAAUUACAAUAAUAAGUAUAAAGAAGAUGAAGAAGCAAAUGUGCUUCGAAGACGGUACAGAAAUAAAUAUAGGUACUUACCACACAAGUAUGGUACACUAAAUUCAAGACCUAUAGAAAAAAAUGUGCAAAAUGUCAGAGAAAUUCCAGUGGUGAAACAUGUUGCAGAAACUUCAGUGAACCAUGUUACAAAAAAAAUCGAGGACAGUGAAAUGGUACUAGUUUUAUCAAAAUAUGAUCCUUUCUUUAAAAAUAUCCUAAAGGGACCAUUGAACUUCAUUGAUGCUGACACAUUACGUCAAAGAUAUAGAGGGAAAGAGUAAGUAUACAUUUUAUACUUUGUGCCCACCUAGAAUGUAUAUCCAUAUUAUUAUUAAAAUUUUUAUAUUUUUCAUGAUUAAAGAGAAACAAAAAAACCUUCAGAAAACAAACAUUUAAAUAGAGAAAAAAGGUAUGUGGAACUUUUAAAAACUGUUGAGUUUGAAAUAUUUUGA